Zophobas morio is the source of this 828-nucleotide messenger RNA. Its product is annotated as splicing factor 3A subunit 2-like. The transcript is spliced from 7 exons. Gene Ontology annotation, biological process: spliceosomal complex assembly. NCBI's taxonomy places the organism in Eukaryota, Metazoa, Arthropoda, Insecta, Coleoptera, Tenebrionidae. Gene Ontology annotation, cellular component: nucleus; U2-type prespliceosome; U2 snRNP. Gene Ontology annotation, molecular function: nucleic acid binding; zinc ion binding. Bases 38 to 781 code for a protein of 247 amino acids. The record is from RefSeq and is a predicted model, not a curated record.
GCUUUUAUCUGUACUUGUCCUGUUGAAGAAUUAAAAGAUGGACUUUCAAAAUCGUGUUGGCAAUAAGUUCGGUAGCGGUAUGAUCGGCUAUGAAGAGGCCAAUGUAGACCGCCGUGAACGUCUACGUAAACUUGCCAUGGAAACUAUAGAUCUAACGAAGGAUCCCUAUUUUUUUAGAAAUCAUAUUGGCUCUUAUGAAUGUAAAUUGUGUCUCACAUUGCACAAUAAUGAAGGCAGUUAUUUUGUUCACACCCAAGGAAAAAAACAUCAAGAGUACUUGCGCAGAAGAGCCGCGAAAGAGGCUAAAGACGCAAUUCCUCUACCACAGUUGAGCCAACCUCGAGUUCAAUUUAAAAAGUUUGCCAAGAUUGGACGCCCAGGUUACAAAGUAAUCAAAGAAAAAAAUCCAGUUACUCAACAGCACGCUCUACUUUUUCAAAUUGACUACCCGGAAAUAGCUGAAGGGAUUCGCCCGAGGCACCGAUUCAUGUCUGCCUACGAACAAAGGAAUGAAGCUCCUGAUAAGAACUGGCAAUACCUCCUCUUUGCUGCUGAGCCGUAUGAAACGAUUGCCUUUAAAAUACCCAGUCGGGAAGUUGAUGAAUCGGAGGGGAAGUUUUUUUAUGAGUGGAAUGCAGAGACAAAACAGUUCUUUAUACAAGUCCCUUUUAGAACAUCUACAGGAAGCAACGCUCUUCCGCUCUACGCCCCAAAUGCCGUGCCUAUGCGGACGAUUCCCCCCGAGAAUCCCCUUAAUCCGUACGCACCCAUCAACGUUUAGUUUCGGCAUUUCGUUACUUUUUUUUUUUGCGCGGUGAUUGCAAAAUA